AGAGAAAGGGGAAAGAGACACGGCUAGAAUCGGGAAAAUGGCCACACGGACGAGGGAAAUUGCACAGCCGGCGACUGGAACAACGACGGUAACCCUAACCCUAGGAAACCCAUCGGAAUCUGCACCAUCAUCAUCAUCAUCAUCAUCACAGCAGCAACCAAUCGAAACCCUAACGUUGAAACUGAAGCCAAAGAGGAGAGUAUCGUGGAAACCAGGAACUGUGGACAACGAGUUCCUCAACAAGAAGAGUUCCAAGAAAUGUUGCAUUUUCCACAAAGAAAAGCCUUUUGAUGAAGACGAUAGCGAUGAUGACGAUGCCGAUGACAAAGAAAAUGACCCAUCAAAGAGUCAUCAUCAUGGGGAUCAUUGCUGUUCUAAACAGGAUCAUGGAGGAGAAGCUAGUACAAGUUAUUCUGAAGAUCACUGAUAUAUUUGACUUGUAAGUUUGUUGAACUUUUUGUUUAGAAGGAAAAAAAUGUUAUUUUUGGGGUAAAUUUGUUAAUUGGUAUUAUUGGCGAUCUUCUGUUAUUGGGAAUCUGAUUGAAACUUACGUUUCGGUGGA
Solanum verrucosum is the source of this 562-nucleotide messenger RNA. RefSeq names its product protein phosphatase 1 regulatory subunit INH3. NCBI's taxonomy places the organism in Eukaryota, Viridiplantae, Streptophyta, Magnoliopsida, Solanales, Solanaceae. The transcript has a single exon. Gene Ontology annotation, molecular function: protein serine/threonine phosphatase inhibitor activity; protein phosphatase 1 binding. Bases 38 to 427 code for a protein of 129 amino acids. Gene Ontology annotation, cellular component: nucleus. The record is from RefSeq and is a predicted model, not a curated record.